Closterium sp. NIES-65 is the source of this 1326-nucleotide messenger RNA. The record is from the annotation of a GenBank genome assembly. NCBI's taxonomy places the organism in Eukaryota, Viridiplantae, Streptophyta, Zygnematophyceae, Desmidiales, Closteriaceae.
AUGGUGAUCACGGCACAUUGGAUCACCAAGGAUUGGCAAUUGCGUGUUGCAACACUGGACUUUGUCGAUCUGGGAGAGAAGCACACUGCUGUGGUCAUUGCAGAUGCCUUUGAAGAUGUGCUGCACGAGUGGGGAUUGGUGGACCGUUGUUUCGGCGUCACCACCGACAACGCAGAGAGCAACACUGCCGCGCUGCGCAUUCUAGCUGGGCAAGGGCAUUAUGGGAGGGAAGAGCCAAUUGUCGCGGCCACCAUGCACUUUCGGUGCCUCGCACACAUCCUGAACCUCGCUGUGCAGCGGGCUUUAGGAGUAGAUGCGGUGAAGGGUACCACCAAGGCUGAAAAGGAACGGGUCAGUGAGCUGAGCCUCAGUGCUGAGCACUGGGAGAGCCUCACGGAAUUGGUGGAGUUUUUGGACCCGUUCAACUCCGUCACCCUGGCAGCCGAGGGAUCUAUGUAUCCCACCGUCAGCGCUGUUGUUCCUCAAUUCAAUGAACUGAUGGACCAACUAGAGGGCGCGUACCACGAUGUCCAGUCGCCCCCCACCGAGCUUCGCAAGCAGCUCAUCAACGCAGCCCUUCCUCUCCUGAAGAAGUAUUACUAUGGGAGCAGUGAUGAGCUCGUGGUCGCUACGUUUCUGGACCCGAAUUACAAGCUCGAUUACUUCAAUCUCCCGUUUUGGGAGCUGUCCAACCCCUCAAUAGCGGGGGUAGUGGGUGAAGGGUCCCGGGCUGUGAGCUCUGUUGCUCCGGAGGAAGUGUUGGCGCUUGUGCGCCAACGCUGGGCGCCUUAUAAGGCACGUGCAGAUCUGGCUGCUGCAGCUCGUGCUGGAGUGAGCACAGUGACAGUGGGACAGAUGACUGGUAUGGGCGGUGGGGGGAUGCGUGCGGGGAGUGGUGGUGCUGGGGGGGAUGCUAUGGCCAAGAAUCCCAUCAAGGAACACAUCCAGGCUAUGAGAGCUAGCCAGGACAGUCGGCCUCGAGAUGACAUAACCAUUUAUCUUGAAGAGCCGCCCGUGGAUGUGUGCCCGCUCGCUUAUUGGCGUGAGCGGAAAGAUCUUCCCUCCUUGCAGGCAAUGGCAAUGGAUUACCUUGCCAUUCCUGCAACAUCCGCUCCUAGCGAGCGUGUUUUCUCUCAGAGCAGGAACCUCAUUACGUGGCAUCGCCAUCGCUUGAGCGCCGAGCGCAUACGUGCGUGCAUGACGCUCAAGACGUGGGUGAAGUCUUAUCCUGGGGUGAUGCUUGGUGGAGCUGAUGCGGCUGCGGUAUUAGAGGAGCUUGGAGUGGAGGGGGAUGAAGAGGAAGACUAUGGGGAGUUGCGUGCUUGA